This is a messenger RNA of Dacryopinax primogenitus, 1390 nucleotides long. RefSeq lists its product as uncharacterized. Bases 1 to 900 code for a protein of 299 amino acids. The transcript has 14 exons. Lineage: Eukaryota; Fungi; Basidiomycota; Dacrymycetes; Dacrymycetales; Dacrymycetaceae. The record is from RefSeq and is a predicted model, not a curated record.
AUGUCCACCCCUACCGCGGGAGGUAUCCCUCUCCCCACCCUCAAACAAUAUGCCCUCCAUGCGAGCUAUGCUAAUGUACUCUCGAGUUUGACCUUGAUCCUCUACGACUGGAUUCUCACCCUUGAACUCGAACUUAAGUAUAUCUGGAGUCCGCAAUCAUUGUGGAACUUGGGCAAGCUGCUGUACAUUAUCACCCGGUACCUUGCCUUGGUGGAUAUCCCUGUCUUUCUCACGAGACAGAUUGGAUACGGACUCUCGGUGGAGACAUGUGUUCAGUACUACAACUGGACUGCUUGGUCGUUCAUGGUUGGCACAUGCGUCGCAGACCUUAUUCUCGCCAUUCGUACCUGGAUCAUUUGGGAGCGUUUCCAUUUCUGGCUUGCCGGGUUGGCGCUGGUCUGGACGGCUACCUGGGUUAUCACUUUCGUCGCCCUAGGAAGAGUGAUGCCCACGCUGAUUUUCACUCCGAUACCGGACCCUGCGCUGUCAAGAUGUUUCCUUGCCGGCGCCAGCGACGGCUUGUACAUAGGCUACGUCGUCAUGACAGUCUAUGAUACUUUAAUAUUUGGCGCAAGGUUUAUCAAGGGAAUCGAUUACUACCGCACAGGAAGCUCCGCAAACUUAUCGACGGUGUUGUAUAGAGAUGGUCUCAUGUUCUCCUUGAUUCUCGCCUUGUUCUCCGUGUUGAAUAUGGUUGUACUUCUAACGACUACUGCCGACCUAUUCAAUCUGCUGCUCGCCAUGCAGCGAGCGAUCCAUUCCGUGCUCACCUCACGCAUACUGCUCCACCUGCGGAGAGCAGCAGGUGAGAGGCAGGCGUUUGAAAGCACCAUUGGUAUGGAUUAUAGUGAAAUUGGGGGGGUGGUGAUGAAUCUGCACUCGUUGACUCCUGCUCAUUAACAGAACACAUUACACUCGCUUGAUAUGUAUCAAAUUAUGGAGUUUAUGCGCUUUUGCAACGGCGUUAGGAUAAUGUAUUACUCACGGCUACUUACAGUUGUACGAAGAACACCACCUCUCCCCUAGGCAUUCCCGAUCCAGCGACUAUCAUGCUGUCCUGGGCCCGGUUGUUGGUUUACAUCAGGUUGAUGGGUUUGGUUGGUCGAGUGUAGCGUGAAAGUGGCUCAAGUGCUCACGUUGGGCAUUUCCUGGUGGUGCGCAAUCAGAUCACAACUUCCCAAGUACGCACAUGUCAGUGCCAGCCAAGCAGAUUAGUGUCUGCCAGAAGGCGUCAACAGACGCUCGUUCAUGGCUUCCCCAAUCAUCUUACGGUCACAGUUGAUCCUCGGAUACUUCCAACUUUCAGUGGCCAGGAAUACAGAUCUGCACUUUUCUUCGCGCACAAUACUCGGAUGGCGUCCGUUCUCCAAGUAGAUCGAGCAUCAUUCCU